UACUUGUUGGUUUUNUUGUUUCAUUUAUAAGAGGGUAUAGGAGAAGAUGAGAGAGAACAUGCAUGUGCUCUAUCGGUGGUGAGGAAAUUUUGAUUUUGAGUUUGCAGAGUUUUUUGGAUGUCCCACUGGGAAACAAAGAAGUUUCAGAUAGUGGACCCAAUGGUAGGCGCCCUGAUAUUUCACUUCAAGUUCCUCCUAGACCUAUAGGGUUUGGGAGCACUAGUGGUGGAACAGUUCUGGACCAUUCUCAAAGUUUCAGCAAAGGGAUAUCAUCAUCAAGAGGCUUCUUGCGGGCCUUGAGCUUCAAAAGAAAAGGAAAUGUAAGGGAUGGAGAAAGAAGCAGCCUACUUAAUUCAGACCCCAAGACAACUGCAGACAGUUCUAAUAUGGCCUCCAUAUCUGAAAUUGCAUGGAAAAGAUGCACUUCUCUUCCUGUUACACCAGCAUCAAAUCUGUCUCCUUCAGUUGCUACACCCAUUUCUGCAAGGACAUAUAAUGAACAAACUAAGCCACAUGAAUCAGGAUUUUGUUUCGAACAUGCUAUCAAAGAAACUGAACAUUUGCCUCCACCAAAAAGGGAAAGAUGAAACUGAUCAGAUGUGAGAUUUUCAAUGAUGUAUUUUAGAAAGCAUGAAAUUUAAACUCAUGUUUAGUGCCUUCUAUAGCAUAUCUUAUUUUAUGAAUACAACACAAUAUGUCUGAAAUCAUUGUAACAAUUGAUGUUGUUGAGAUUGGUGGAAAAAGUGUAUUGGUUGUACAAUAAAUAUUAGGGAUUUUCAGCUUAAGUUCUUAUAAUAUGAGAAGAUAAGUUCAAAUAAGUUUCGAGGUUAGUUGCAUAUAACUGAUAGG
Vigna radiata var. radiata (mung bean) is the source of this 849-nucleotide messenger RNA. RefSeq lists its product as uncharacterized. Bases 63 to 587 code for a protein of 174 amino acids. The transcript has 3 exons. Lineage: Eukaryota; Viridiplantae; Streptophyta; Magnoliopsida; Fabales; Fabaceae. The record is from RefSeq and is a predicted model, not a curated record.